CCAAGCUCUGCCAAGAGGGUAAGCAGAGAUAUCACUCUGUCUUGUCUGUGACCUUACUGACCUGACUCUGCCCUCAGAGAUCCACGAUGUCUUCUGCAGCUAUCGCUUUGCCUGCAGCACCACCAGCUAAAUCUCCCAAAAAGAGAUCUACCAAGAAGGCGUCGGGCCCUUCACUGGCGAGCCUGAUAUUGAAAGCUGUUUCUGCAUCUUCACAGCGCGGCGGUGUGUCCCUGGCAGCCCUGAAAAAGGCCCUGAAAGCGGGAGGAUACGAUGUAGUGAAGAACAAAGCCAGGAUCGUGGUGGCCAUCAGGCGACUGGUGAAGAACAAAUCUCUGGUUCGCACCAAAGGAAGCGGGGCGUCUGGAUCCUUCAAACUGAACAAGAAGCCUCCCUCACCGCGAAAGAAGAAGGUGGUGAAAAAGAAGGUCAAAAAGGUCAAGAAGGCUGGUGCCAAGAAAGCGGCAGGAGCUGCUUCUGCAGCCAAAAAGUCGCCUAAAAAGAAGAAGGCAAAGAGCCCCAAGAAAGCCAAGAAACCUGCUGCGGCCAAAAAACCCAAGAAGCCAAAGAGCCCCAAGAAGACCAAACCCAAGGUUGCUAAGCCCAAGAAGACCAGGGCUGCUAAGAAAUGAAGACUGCUCUGCAGGACCAUCAGCAGGCACUUCUUUCUGCCCCUCAACUCUGUGUGGACUAUAAAGCAUUCAACUUUCUUUGCUAAAGCUUUAUUGGUUUCUGUUGUAGAAAAACCUUAAACUUGAUGCUAUUGCACUUUCCUCCUCCUCUUUCUGUCAUAGUCUUUAAAAGACUAAAAUGCAAUAAUAAAGUCAUUUUUGAUGUAUUCA
This is a messenger RNA of Oryzias latipes (Japanese medaka), 839 nucleotides long. Its product is annotated as histone H1. Gene Ontology annotation, cellular component: nucleosome. Gene Ontology annotation, molecular function: DNA binding; structural constituent of chromatin. Gene Ontology annotation, biological process: nucleosome assembly. The record is from RefSeq and is a predicted model, not a curated record. NCBI's taxonomy places the organism in Eukaryota, Metazoa, Chordata, Actinopteri, Beloniformes, Adrianichthyidae.